UGGGAAUGAGAACAGAAAAACAGUGCUUCUCCCGUUUUAUUUAUGAGGAAACUGGGUUCCCGAGGAUCAUGAUUUCAUUGCAAGUCACCUAGCCAUUCAUCGACCAGCACAGACAUUAGAAACCAAGUUUCCCUCCUGCCAAGCCAGUAUUUUUCCCCAUUACACUAUAGUACCUCCACUCUGAGUCACCCAUCUUUGACCUUAUCAGGUUCCUCAGACUUAAAAUCUGACAAAACCUUUGGUUAAACCCACAAAUCUUGCCGGAGCCCCCUCCCCUAAGGGGAAGAUAGGCACUGACUCAGCUCUCACCUCCCCCCAUAGCUUAGAUGGCAGUGGGUAAGGAAAUAAAAUUUCUGAUGGAUACCCCAAGAUUGCAUCUUCCUCUGAACUGCUCCGCCUCUCUUCCCGCCCCCGCAGGGAUCCAAGAAGCACAAGGCAGGGGUUGCCCUCUGCAUCCUCAAUCGGGCUCCUCCUAGUCUCCUCUUGCUUGGGCCUGCAGACCCUCUGGAUUCAGGGCCAUUCGCCCGAGAACAUUAGGGUUUGAAUCUUGCUCCUGCUGCCUUGGAGGCCUUGAACAAGUCACUUCCCACCCCAUGGCCUCAGUUUCCCCAUUUGGAAAAGGAGGACGGCUUUCAAGUCCCAGCAGGAGGGAGCGUCGUGAUUUCACCCCCCGCCCCCAUCUUUUGCCAGAGGCCGAGGCAGAGGGGUAGCUCUGCAGCUCGUGCAGGCAUCCCCCGGCUGGCCGCGGGAAGGGAGGGGGGAGGGCAGCUGAGGACAGGAAGGGAGAACCUAAGGGGGCGGGGGAGGAGAGAGCGGCGGAGGGAGGGCGGGCCUCUGGGGCCGUGCGUGCCGCUCGGCCCCGCCCCUUCGCGUCGGAGGAGUGGUUUCGCCCAGCCCCUGGCUCAUUGUGCUCGCCUCACGCCGGCCCAAGAUGGCGGCGGCGCUGGAGACCCGGGGGCUGUAACUACAAAAGAGCCAGCGAGCCAGCCGGGGAAGGAGCGAGGGAGGGAAGGAGAGAGCCUGUAGCCCCGCUGCCGCUUCCGCCGCCGUCGCCGCUGCCGCCGCCGCCGCCGCCGGUCGUGACUCCCGGGCCUCCGCCCCCCCCCUCGCGCCCCUCCUCCCUCGUUGCCCGCCCGCCCCCAGCCGCCCUCCCUCGGCCAACCGUCCCCGCGGUCGCCCGCCCGCCGGCCCUGCUGCGCCCGCCCCGCGCCCGCGCCCGCGCCCAUUAGUAUGGUGCAGCGGCGGCCGCGCUCGCGAUCAUGGGUGAGAAGCUGGAAUUGAGGCUCAAGUCGCCCGUGGGAGCCGAGCCCGCCGUGUACCCGUGGCCCCUGCCGGUCUAUGACAAACACCAUGAUGCUGCUCAUGAAAUCAUUGAGACCAUUCGAUGGGUCUGCGAAGAAAUACCAGAUCUCAAGCUUGCCAUGGAAAAUUAUGUUUUAAUUGACUAUGAUACCAAAAGCUUUGAAAGCAUGCAGAGACUCUGUGACAAGUACAACCGAGCCAUUGAUAGCAUUCAUCAACUGUGGAAAGGAACAACUCAGCCCAUGAAAUUGAACACUCGGCCAUCCAAUGGGCUUCUUCGACAUAUCUUGCAGCAAGUAUAUAACCACUCAGUCACAGAUCCAGAGAAACUCAACAACUAUGAGCCCUUUUCUCCAGAGGUGUAUGGAGAAACUUCAUUCGACUUAGUUGCCCAAAUGAUUGAUGAGAUUAAAAUGACAGAGGAUGAUUUGUUUGUUGAUUUGGGCAGUGGAGUGGGGCAGGUGGUUUUACAAGUGGCUGCAGCUACAAAUUGUAAACAUCACUAUGGUGUGGAGAAAGCAGACAUCCCGGCGAAGUACGCUGAGACAAUGGACAGAGAAUUCAGAAAAUGGAUGAAAUGGUAUGGGAAAAAGCAUGCAGAAUACACACUGGAAAGAGGUGACUUCCUUUCAGAAGAAUGGCGGGAAAGAAUUGCAAAUACAAGUGUUAUUUUUGUGAAUAAUUUUGCCUUUGGUCCUGAGGUGGAUCACCAACUGAAGGAGCGUUUUGCUAACAUGAAAGAAGGUGGCAGAAUUGUGUCCUCCAAACCUUUUGCACCUCUAAAUUUUAGAAUAAACAGUAGAAACUUGAGUGAUAUUGGCACUAUAAUGAGAGUUGUGGAACUAUCACCACUGAAAGGGUCGGUUUCAUGGACUGGCAAGCCAGUUUCUUACUACCUGCAUACUAUUGAUCGAACCAUACUUGAAAACUAUUUUUCUAGUCUCAAAAAUCCAAAACUCAGGGAGGAGCAGGAAGCAGCCCGCCGCCGGCAACAAAGAGAGAACAAGAGCAACACAACGACUCCCACCAAGGUCCAAGAAAAUAAGGGUGCUGUUGCUUUGGAGCCUCGAGUGGAUUCUGGUGCUGAAGAAGAUAAAAAUGGGACAACUACUCUUAAAAAGCCAUCUCCUUCCAAGCCUCGCAAAAAGAAAUUAAACAAAAAAGGAAGGAAAAUGGCAGGAAGAAAACGUGGACGUCCCAAGAAAAUGAGUGCUGCAAACCCUGAAAGGAAACCCAAGAAGACUCCCACUGCACUGGAGCUUCUGCAUGCUCAGACUGUGUCCCAGGCAGCUGCAUCCUCUCCUCAGGAUGCAUACAAGUCACCUCAUAGUCCAUACUAUCAACUACCUCCUAAAGUACAACGGCAUUCCUCCAACCAGCUAUUGGCAACACCAACCCCACCUGCACUCCAGAAACUAUUAGAAUCCUUUAAGGUUCAGUAUCUGCAAUUUCUGGCCUACAUGAAAACCCCACAAUAUAAAGCUAACCUACAGCAGUUGGUGGAGCAAGAGAAGGAAAAGAACACUCAAUUGUUAGGUACAGCCCAGCAGUUGUUCAGCCACUGUCAGGCUCAGAAAGAGGAGAUCAAGAGACUGUUUCAGCAGAAACUUGAUGAGUUGGGAGUUAAGGCUUUGACCUACAAUGAUCUGAUACAAGCUCAGAAAGAGAUCUCUGCUCACAACCAACAGCUAAAAGAACAGACAAAGCAACUAGAAAGUGAUAACAGUGAACUCAGGAAUCAAAGCUUGCAGCUGCUUAAGGCUCGGUGUGAAGAGCUGAAGCUGGAUUGGUCUACUCUCUCACUGGAAAAUUUGCUGAAGGAGAAGCAGGCACUGAAGAAUCAAAUUUCCGAGAAGCAAAAGCACUGUCUGGAGCUUCAGAUCAGCAUUGUGGAGCUUGAGAAAAGCCAAAGGCAGCAGGAACUACUGCAGCUGAAAUCCUACGCGCCGGCAGAUGAGGCCUUGUCCGUCCACCUGCGAAGUAAAAGCAGCUUCAGCCGUGAGCUGGAGACUGACCCUGCCAGGUUCCAGCUGGAGCUCGAGUGCUCCAAGUUGUCUUUGCCCCACAUCAAUAGCAUGAGCCCCGAACUUUCUAUGAAUGGCCAUGCAACCACCUAUGAGAUUCAUAGUAUGCUUAGUCGACCUUCUUCCAAACAAAACACUCCACAGUAUCUGACCUCCCACCUGGACCAAGAAAUAGUUCCUUGCACCCCCAUUCAUAACAACAGACAGAAGGCAGACAAAUUGUCAAGCUUGUCCUUACCUGAUUACACCAGGUUUUCCCCCGCUAAGUUAGCCCUAAGGAGACACUUGAAUCAGGAUCAUGUAGUCCAUGGAAAAGCUACAACUAAUGAAAUACACCACAGAACUGAACAUGCAAAAGAGAAUGGCCUGACAUAUCAGAGUGCUGGUCUGUCAAAUGGCCUAAAGCUGAGCCCUCAGGAAACUCGGCCUUCCUCCCCCUCGGCCUUACAGAUUGCAGGAGAGAAGAGCAGUGACAAGGUUUUAAAAGAGAGAGCCUAUGCCAGCAAUGGGGAAACAAUCACCAGCCUACCUAUCAGUAUUCCUCUCAGCACAGUGCAGCCCAAUAAACUUCCUGUCAGUAUCCCAUUGGCCAGUGUAGUGUUGCCUAGCCGUGCGGAGAAAGUGAGGAACACACCUAGUCCAGUUCAUCAGAAUCGAGAAUCUACUUCAGCAACACUUGAAAAACAGUUUGGUGCUAAUUCCCAUAAUGGUAUGAACAGUGCUGUAGGAAACAAGUCCCUUGCUUUGGCUACCUCAGGUUUUUCUUAUAGUGGCUCCUUGGCAGUCAAUGGCACACUUUCCAGUAGCCCAGCCCAUCUUAACCAUGGUGCUGAGCAGGCAGCCCUAGAUGAUUCCUCCAAUUCAGGGAGCCUCUUUAAUUCAGUGGGGUCCCGGAGUUCUACGCCCCAGCAUCCUUCUUUACUCAUGAUGCAGUCCCGGAACUCUGGCCAGAACUCUCCGGCCCAUCCACUUGCUGCCAGCCCGCGCCUAAAUGGAGCUUCUCAAAGCAUGAUGGGGAUUUUGCAGUACUCGGAUACUACAAAAUUGUUCUCUGAAGGUAACAAGGGGGAUCUUCCACUAGAUUCAGGUUUUUCAGAUCCUGAAAGUGAAGUCAAGAGAAGAAUCCUCUUUACAAUCUCGACCAAUACAGGGAACCUGAAGCAGUCUCCUUCCAACAAACACAGCCCUCUGACCACUAGCAUUCGCCCAGAUUGUGGACAGGCUUGUGUGCAAGAGGGCAAGAAGAGGGGCAGGAGGAAGCGGUCUUCCACGGGGAACCCCAGUGUGAACUCAGCAGUAUCUCCCAAGCGCAAGCCCUUACCAUCUGUGGCAGGCCUUUUUACCCAGUCUUCAGGCUCACCUCUCAACAUCAACUCUAUGGUCAAUAACAUUAAUCAACCUUUAGAAAUAACAGCCAUUUCCUCCCCUGAAAACUCCCUGAAGAACUCUCCUAUUCCUUACCAGGACAACGACCAGCCUCCUGUGCUGAAAAAGGAGAAGCCCUUGAUCCAGACGAAUGGGGCACAUUACUCUCCCCUGACUUCGGAUGAAGAGCAAGGAUCUGAAGAUGAGCACAACAGUAUCAGGAUUGAAAGGAAAAUUGCAACAAUCUCUUUAGAGAGCAAGUCUCCCCAGAAAACAGAAAAUGGUGGUGGCCUUACAGGAAGGAAGCAAACCCAGCUGACUGAAGGCAUAAACAGUAGUAAAUGGAAGUCUACCUUUUCACCAAUAUCAGACAUCAACCUUACCAAAACAUCCGACAGCCCCUUACAGGCAGCUUCGUCCCUGAGCCAGAAUUCCCUGUUUGCCUUCCGGCCGUCCUCCGAGGACACGAUGCCCAUUGACGCCAAGAUCUCUGUGCACCCGAGGAAGAGCUUCCCCAGUUCCUUGGCGGGGUCGGAUGGUCUCAGCCCCAACACAAACUCCUCCAAUGGAUUCUCUUACACCGGAGGCCUGUCUGCUGCUGACAUGAGUUUACACAGCUUUCACGAUGGUGCUUCUCUUUCUCACAAAACCACCGAGGCGGCCGGCCUAAGCUCCCCUCUGGGUUUUCAGGCACAACGGAGCAAAGACGCCUCAGACGCCAAUCCUUUUCUGAACAAGAGGCAGCUGGACGGCCUGGGCAGUAUGAAGGGAGAAGAGUUGCCGAGGGCCGGAGGCAGAAGUAAAGAGGUGCUUGACAUGGGCCUGCAGCUGGGGGGGCCCCCCGACAAGGGCUCUCUGCAGCACAUUGGCAAGGCUGGCAAAGGGCGGGAUCGGGAGGUGGAGUUUAAGAACGGCCACAACCUCUUCAUUUCUGCCGCGGCCGCUGUACCUCCGGGGGGCCUCCUCAACGGCAAAGGCCUGUCUAACACAGCCUCUGCGGCCGGCCACCCCACUUCUUCCGUAUCGGCGCACCAUCCCUUCCUCAACACUUUCACCACUGGAUCCCAGUUUCCCCUGGGCCCCAUGUCCCUGCAGGCCAACCUCAGCUCGGUGGCAGGCUCUUCAGUAUUGCAGUCUUUAUUUAAUUCCAUGCCCGCCGCCGCCAGUUUGGUCCACGUGUCAUCGGCCGCGACCAGAUUGACAAAUUCUCACGCUAUGGGAAACUUCUCUUCUGGGGUUACAGGUGGAACUGUUGGAGGUGUUUUUAACCAUGCGGUGCCUUCUGCCUCUUCUCAUCAGUUUGGAGCCAGUUUCAGCAGCAGUGCUGUCUGUAGCAGCACCAUGCUAAGCUUAAACCCAGUGCAGGCUGUGGUCACCCCCACUUCCUCUUCCUUCCAGGCCCCUUCCUCUAGCAUAGGAACAUGUAGCGAGGCUAGAGCCCCCCAGCACCUGAACCAAGUGCCUGUGCAGCCUGCCCUGCAUCCUCCUCCCCCUGCUGCUCCUCCUCCUAACGUCUCAUUACCUCCCCCUCCUCCAUUACUUGCUGCUUCUAACCCGGAGCCGGGGCUUCUGCAGACCCUAACGUCCAUUCCUGCUAACAAAGCUUUUGUCGCCCCCUCCUCAGCUGCUUCUCUCCAGGCUAACGCUUCUCUGUCUAUCAAGCUGGCCUCCCUCCCCCUCCCCCACAAAGCUUCCCGCCCCUCCUUCACAGUCCACCACCAGCCUCUGCCCCGUUUGGCCCUGGCCCAGGCUGCACCCGCGGUCCCGCAGUCCGACGCCGCUGGCCCACCCGCUAUGUGGGUUACCCUUGGCAUGCAGUCUCCUUACGCUUCGCACCUUUCUGGGGUUAAGCCGCGAUAAAGAGCUUGCUUAGCUAGCAGUUCAUAUUAUGUAAGGUAACUAGAAUUUCUACCUCAACCCCAUGUGACCUAUGCAAGGACAUCGUGGACCAACUCACACAGCUUCCACUGAAAGGUGCUCACCUGGCCUGCAAGGGUUUCUACUCACAAACUACUGGAUGACAACAUAUACAAAAAUUUUUUAAAGUACGACAGAGUAAAGAAUAUUCUACUGUGAAUCGGAGUUUUAAAAAAAACUGCAGAAGAAAUGGCUUAAAGGCUCCAGUUUGUAUUGUUGAUAGUUUUAGAUAAAGUAUUUAUCAUUUUUUAAAAAGUAAAAACAAUUUUGACUUAUUUUAUUCCAUCUAAGUCAUAAAAGGCAACUUAUUAAGAAAAUAUAAAUAACUAUAUAUAAGAAUAUAUAUAAAUAAAUAAGAUAUAUAUAAAGGACUGGCACACCAGCAGAGAUGUCAACAGCCUGUUCUCGGUGCUAUUUCAUCCAUCAGAACUGUGCCUCUGUAGUUCUCCUUGGUGCUGACUUUCGAGGGUUGACCAAUGCCAAAUACUGUUCUUGGGAAAGUCUGCUUUAUUUAUUCAAGUCACUCUGUUCAUUUACCAAAGGCUUUACCUGCUCUGAAAAAAUGAGGGCAACAAAAGUUGAUGUGUGGGUUUGGGCCCUUGGUGGUUUACGUUUGUUUGUUUUUGUUUUUAAAAACAACUCCUUUAAGCUACUCUAUAUGUUUGACAAUUGUUCUCUACUUUCUUGACCAGCUACUAAACAGCCUGGUCUUUAGUCCUUGUUACCAUUCAACCAAACAGUUCAUGUUGAACUGAGGAUACCUUAAGCUAGUUUCAUUAAAUGUUAUCCCUGUCCACCUCACAUGCUCUCAUCACCAAGUUCCCUUGUCACUGUGAAUUUUACCUGCUAUACUGUUAAUUCUUUUAGCCCUUUAUUUUGGGGAUGUCAUUGGCAUAUGAACAGGGUGCACAAUUACUGGUGUUGGUCAGGCCCAUUUUAAUUCUACAUGGCAACAUUGGACAUUAAUUCCUAAGCUGGGGCAAGUUUUAAUUUCUCAGCUUUUGUUGUUUUUGUUCAAAAUACUCUGUAUUUUCUUAGUAAUUUUUUGAUACUUGAUCCCCAGAUGGCUUGGCCUUUGUACUAAGUGCAUUUGUUUUUUGUUUUUUGUUUUGUAUUUCUUUGCUUUUCUGUAGGUAUAAAAGGUAGUUCUCUCUCACACACAUACACACACAUACACAAAUCCCACACGACUAUCUUAUUACGCACCGAUCUGAUGAUGUGGCAACAAAUUUGUUGUCUUGUGACCUGGUGUUCUGUGUACAGAAAAGUGUCACGCUAAGGAAGUGACAGUAUUUUAUAGAGAUAUGAUGAAAAUUUAUAAAUUUCAUAUACUUGAUUUCAUUUAUUUUUAGAUUGUAUAAUGCACAGUAAACUUUUAAAAAAGAGAGAGGAAAAAAAUUACAAAACAUUUUUAUUUAUUCAAGUGCACAAAAAAGGGUAUAGGUUCCAUUUUUAAGCUUCUCAUUUUGAGAUUAGGUAUCAUGGACUGGACCAAGUACUCGGAUAGGAAAUGGCAAUAACCAUGAAUUGCAGUAGUAUAUCGACUAGACCCAGUGUACCCCUGCCUAAGCAAGUGUUCCGUCAUGGCUGGCAGAGGCUUUUGAAGCCUUUUGGCCUCCUCGGAUCCAUUCCUACAAAGCUUAUUGAAGCAUCCUGUUUUCAUGCACAGACCUGGGACGGAGAAACAAGUUUCCUCCCAGAUGUUCUUGAUUUAUUUCUUCAACUUGGCCACAUUGUGUUAGGCUUCAUCAAUUAAUUGGUAAUGAAUUAAAUAACUAAUCUUGAUAAUACUUCCUCUUACUUGUGUCUCUCUGAAUCAGGUUAUUGCCUACAACCCAGCAUGUUGUGUCUGGGAAUGUUCUUUGUGUAAAUUGUGUUUAGAUUCUUGUUGCUGGAUUAGGUAUUCCAAGCUUCAGCCUCUGCUACAGAAUUUCCCCAGCUGGUUCUUCAACCCUCCUCUCCUCCCACCCCCAUUCCUGCAUUGAGCCACAGGGACAUGAAGGUUUAAUUGUCAGCACUCAGCAAAAAUGAGCAGAUUGAGAAGGAUUGUUGGGAAGAAGCGAGGGUAGGAGGAGUUAGAGACGACAUUCUGAAGGGCAGUAGAUGUGGUCACUUUUAAUAAAAGUGGGAAAUAUUCCCUGGAAUCCAGGAAUUCAUGAAAUAAAGCCAUGUCUCUUCAUGACCAUCAGAGUGACAUAUCUCCUGGCACUGGUUCUGUGGAGCCUGAAACCUAGAUUUGUGUCUUUGGGUCCCUGGGGGGGAACUCCACAAAAAAAUGAAUGUGCUCGAGUUGAGUUGUGGGUAAUCUUAUCAUGCCGACUCUUGACAUUAUAGAUAGAACUAGUAUCUUUGUAAGAUGGCAGAAAUGGGUUUGAAGAAGGAAAGGCAAUGUAAAAUGGGGAAGCUGUUGCCAUUCCUUUUGGUUUAUAUAAGUUGGGAUUCAGGAUAAGGAAAAAUACUUCUUCAUGGCUUAGAACAGCUAAGGACUGAGGUUGCAGACAGAUUUCGUUGUGACCAAAACAUUCCCGUAUUUGACUUCAACUGGUGACUAAAGUUAAACAGGAAACUAUUUGGCAAACCUAGUUAAUAGUACAUUUAUCAGUGUUUUCUGGCUGAAAUGUGAGACUUGCAGAGUUAGCUGGUUUGUUAGUUGUCUGGUUUCUGCCGGGGUUUUUAUCACUCCUAGGCCUCCCUGCCAUGGCUUUUCCCUUGCCGGUAUUUGCAUACAGAAUCCUAAGGGCCAUUCUGGUAAAAAGAUCAGCUAACAUGUUGAUUCCCUUGAGAAUGGUUUGUUUUUUAAAGGCUAGUUCAGAAAGCCAUUGGGACUCCAACAUCUGAGAACUAAAGCAGGGAAUCUAGUAAUUGGUCUGAGUGACUUUCUUUUAGUAGAAUGCUCACCAUUCUGGGCAUUUUUGCUGUUAGCCUUUGUUUUUACUGAAACUCAGUGCUCAAGUAUGGAUAUUGGGAAGCUGCUGGGGGGAGUGGGGGAGGGAGGAUGAAGGCUUGACCAGCUUUGACUUAGCCUUCCUGGCCUGAAGGUGAAUUAAAUGAAGCUGUUUCUGGAAGGAAAAAAGGAAGGUAAUUCUCCUGUUGAGAUUUGCCAGAGUCAACAACCUAGGUAAAGCCUUGGGGCUAGAAAGGUUUUCUGAAGUGAUUGUACAGAUAAACCCCUCCAGUACAGCUUUCAUGUGCUGAAUCUAGACCCUCAUCCACUGGAACUUCCUCUAAACCUCUUGCAAGUAUCUGAAUAAGGCCCAAGCGUCAACUUUUUUUUUCUCUCAGGAACUAAUUUAAAAUAGGAAAUUAAAAUUGUACCUUGUAUUCUCACAACCUUUAAAUCCUCAGAAUGUUAGUUUAUCCCCAUCUAAAUUAAUAAAUGUUCUUUACAAAGCAACAUUGUAAACCCACGAGCUGAACUCUUCCUCCAGGUAGAAGGAAGUUGUCCAAGUUGCGUUUUGCUGGUUCCCCAGCAAUGUAAGCCUGAAGGAACGUGACUGCAAAAGUGUUGUUCUUCCCUUCAGUUCAGAGCACUUGAUUUGGCCAUCCCUGCUCCCAGUUACUUGAGGGGCAGGUGCGCUGUUGAAGAGCUUGAAGAUGCUGAGAGGCUCUUUGAGGCACCACGGUGCUGAGUUAGCUGGGGAGGCUGAUGCUUUGCACUGUUCUAGAGUGGGAGAAUUCAUUUGCCAGGGCUCUUCUCACUGCUCUUUACGGGGAAAUGAGGUUCAUAGUGACUGGGCCAACGAUAACAGGGUAUGUCCAGUUAGACAAGAACGGCCUGAAAAAUAUUAGUUCUGAUAUGUGUCUGUCUCUGGUUGGCCUGUUCUGCGCCCCCUUAUCUCCCUCCCCCCCCCCCAGAUUUUUAUUAUAUUUUGGCCAGGAUUAUUAUUGAGCAGAAGUGAAGGAUGGCUGGUUUUGUCAGCUGCCCUGAGUCCAUGUUGAAAGGAGUCGUAGCUCCCUUUGGAUAUGUUAUGAAAGGUAUUCCUGCAUUGGGCAUUCAUAUAUAAUAUGGUCAUUUUUCCUUGAAUCAUAUUCUCUGGAACAUAUAAUUCGUCCAUCUUUAUCUUCAGUAGAUCCCUCGUCUCUGGACGGGCUAUGAACUGUUGGAUCCUUAGAGUAGCCCUGCUUUGCCUAAGUUGGUAACCAUUGGAGACUUAAAGCGUUGUCCCGGGGCUUGGAUGCAGUUGGCAUAGCGAGGGCAGUAGAACCCAAGUGCCCUCUCCAAAAUCCAGCAGACUGCCCCCAGAGACUUGGUCUCGUUUUGAUUUUUCACCAGCUUUGCCUGCCUGUAGUCUGCUGGAUAGGGAAAGCAUGUCACCUUGGCAGGAGUGCCUCCUUUUUUCCUUUCUGCUCACCUUCUGGCCCCCAGCUCCCUGUGAAGGCUCUGGCAGUUCCUUUAAGCCCGAGGCAAUGAUGUGACCACAACCUGGAACAGGGUGCUGCUGGACACUUCCCACCUGUUUUCUGGCAUAACUGGAAGAGGCCCUCCCUCUCACUGUGGGGAAUGGGGAAACAGGAUUGGUCUGACCCUGUAGGGUACUUACACAGUUGAUUUGGGCUUUAGAGCAAAAGACCAGUUUUUAAGAUGGUGCUAUUAUCAGCUUUUAGAAGAAACAAUAUCAAGAGGGAAAUUGUCCCCUCUCUCCUUCCUAUAAAGUUGGUGCUCUCCUUGCUCCCAGGUGCUAAACUGUGGAUAGAUAAGCUUGGAAUCAUCACAUCUCUCUGCACAAAGUAGAUCUAUUAUUCCUUUCCUUUUUGGCCUCCUGUAUUAAGGAACAUCGAGUUUCAAAGUAUCAACACUUGUCUCCAGCCUCAGUGACCAGACACCGAUCUAACUCUUCUAGGUCCUUCCCCCACCUCCUCCUGGCCAAAAGCUAUUAGGUGAUAACUCUGCCCUUCCCAGCAGGCCCUCCUCUUUCCUGCACUCAAUUCCAGUGGGCUAGAAGGAAAAAAUCAGUCUCUGUGACUUGUCAUUAUAGCACUAAAAUGGAAAAGGACUCCUUAAGUUAAUAGAUGUUUAAAGAUAUUGGGAGUUCUACACUCACACACUGCACAGCCCUUUGAAUGGUGGCUGGUUGUUUCACAAACAUGUUGGAUGAAUUACUGUUUUGUGCCAUUUUUGUUUAUACUCUACAUGUAAAAAAAAUGUGUAUACAUACACACAUUCUCUCUCACACACACACACACACUGACUUGAGUAUUGCCAUACAAGGAUAUUACUGUGGCUACUAGAACAUAACACCUAAGAUUAAGAUUAAACUGAAUUGUACUCCCGGUAUAUGCUAUUUGUGAAACUCUUUAGGGAUUGAAAAAAAUUUUUUCACUCCUUGAAGGAAAAAUGUGUGUGUUACUUGAAAUGCUGACAAAUAAUUAAGAUAUAUUGAACAAUAUUAUCCCUUCGGGUUGCCCUGUGAUUCUUAAGGCACACUUAUUUGCUUCAUUGAGAUCAGCCUUUCAAAAAGGUGCUUUAUAAGAACAGGGGAAGGGAAAAAUAUAAGAUCUUUAUUAGCUCAUGAGAGAAUUAGGGGUUUGAAGUUCCUUUAGCUAAAUGGUCAAGUUUUGGUUUUAUGAAAACACUUUGGUCUUUGUUCUUUCCAGUUGGUUUUUAGACAUGGGAUUUAGAGUUAUUGAAGAGCAGAGGAUUGUUAAAGGAAAUGAAACAGGUCAUGAAAUUACAUUGUUUGGGAAUUGAUUUGUGAAACUUUGAAGUUAACUAAACCAAUCCCCCAGAAUGGAUGAAAAACACCCCCACACACACACACAUACUCCCCACGUCUUGCUUAGGACAUGUGCUAUGGGAUGUUUCCUAGUCAAUAGGAAUUAGUUUAUAUGCGUUAGCCUAUGAAUUUGUGACUUAUUUAAAAUUCAAAUUGUUUCCCUUAAUUUAUGUCAUACAUUGUCAUUCCGUUCAUUUUUAGUAGGAAGUAGUUAAUCCUGAUCCUUUUUCCCCUUUCAUGUUUGUAAUUAAUUCUUCACAGUUCAGAAUUUAAGAGAUUUUUCCCUUCUGUUUCAGUUCCUCAUGUCGAUCUUAAUUUGUAAUUGAAAAGACGCUUUUAAGUUUUGCCUUUAUAUUAAAAAUCUAUUUUAAAUGUGUGUAUCACUAUUUUGCUUCCCUCUUCAGCCUGUUUGUUUAAGCAUCCUUUCCCAUGGGAAAUCCCUAACAUUCUCCAUUUCCACCUCUAGACUCAAAUAAAAUAUUUAUUUUCACUUGUA
This is a messenger RNA of Antechinus flavipes (yellow-footed antechinus), 12818 nucleotides long. RefSeq names its product DOT1 like histone lysine methyltransferase (gene DOT1L). The record is from RefSeq and is a predicted model, not a curated record. NCBI's taxonomy places the organism in Eukaryota, Metazoa, Chordata, Mammalia, Dasyuromorphia, Dasyuridae. The transcript has 29 exons. Gene Ontology annotation, molecular function: histone H3K79 methyltransferase activity. Gene Ontology annotation, biological process: DNA repair; regulation of transcription regulatory region DNA binding; heterochromatin formation. Gene Ontology annotation, cellular component: nucleus. Bases 1260 to 6551 code for a protein of 1763 amino acids.